AGAUAUGAUGUGAUAGGUAUGGAAAGGGGAGGGAGGGAGUGAGUAGGGGCAGGCCGGGGAGAUCGAAAUGGCGUUAGGUGAUGAUGAUAUGAAGAUGAAAGAAGCAGUUCCGCCGAUGAUGGUGGUAUCCGCUCUUAUUGCACUCAUGGCCAUCACCGCCGCCGCGGGUUUCACCGGAAUAAUGGAGAAGAAGGAGGGGGCGGCUAUCCAAGCAUUUCUCGUCGCGGAUACAAUCGCCUUCGCGUGUUCCCUUUCUGCAACCGUCGCUUGCAUCGCCGCCUCCGGCGCACUCUGGUUCGUAGUCUCAAGUCGCACCAUGAAUAAGGUUUGCUACAUCGCCGGAUAUUUGCUCGUCGCCGCUCUGGUUGCCGCCGUAAUCGCCUUCGUCACGGCUGUCUACUCUGCUGUUUCCGCCCGUGCAACUGCUGUCUCCGUCGUCGUUCUUGGCCUCUCCAUUUACUUCCCGCUUACCUUCUUCAUCAUCAUUUGCAUCAUACGCAGGUUUUAGAUCUUUUCCAUUUUCGGAGCACUUUUCACCUACUCAAAUGGACUCUCCAUCUUCUAAGCCAUAAUUUAAUCUUUUGUU
Molecule: messenger RNA, 586 nt
Organism: Cuscuta campestris
Lineage: Eukaryota; Viridiplantae; Streptophyta; Magnoliopsida; Solanales; Convolvulaceae
Source: the annotation of a GenBank genome assembly